This is a messenger RNA of Suncus etruscus (white-toothed pygmy shrew), 1791 nucleotides long. It is a transcript of the gene GMPPA, whose product is annotated as GDP-mannose pyrophosphorylase A. The record is from RefSeq and is a predicted model, not a curated record. Gene Ontology annotation, cellular component: cytoplasm. Gene Ontology annotation, biological process: biosynthetic process. The transcript has 14 exons. NCBI's taxonomy places the organism in Eukaryota, Metazoa, Chordata, Mammalia, Eulipotyphla, Soricidae. Gene Ontology annotation, molecular function: transferase activity. The coding region runs from base 330 to 1607 and encodes 425 amino acids.
GAAUAAAGGGAAGGAGCUGAUGGUGAAAGGAGCCGAUCAAGUGGUGGCGAAAAGGGUUGCAGGAAAGGUCAAGCCCCUAGACAGGGUACGCUCACAGUGGGCCCAGCUGGCUGUCCGCCCCCCACCCACCCCGUGUUGCUGCCUUGAACCCUGACUUCUCGAGUUGGGGGUUUAUUAGACAGGUUAGUUGAGGGCCAGCAGUCAGAGAUUGAGCGUUGAUUAUCAAUAUUGCGACCCUGAGGCUUGCGGAUUCGGUGUUUGGAUGCCCAGGGAAUCUGUCCCUUAAUUCAGGGAAUCAUCACCUGGAGGUUUAGGUAGCAAGUGCUGCCAUGCUCAAAGCUGUGAUCCUGAUUGGAGGUCCCCAAAAGGGGACUCGUUUCAGGCCUUUGUCUUUUGAAGUGCCCAAACCCCUGUUUCCAGUGGCAGGGGUCCCUAUGAUCCAGCACCACAUUGAAGCCUGUACGCAGGUCCCUGGGAUGCAGGAGAUACUGCUCAUUGGCUUCUACCAACCCGAUGAGGCCCUCACUCGCUUUCUGGAAGGUGCUCAGCAGGAAUUCAACCUUCCCAUCAGGUACCUGCAGGAAUUUGCCCCCCUGGGCACUGGUGGGGGGCUCUACCACUUCCGGGACCAGAUCCUGGCCGGCAGCCCCGAGGCCUUCUUCGUGCUCAAUGCAGAUGUGUGCUCCGACUUCCCCCUGAAUGCCAUGCUGGCCGCCCACAGACGCCAGCCUCACCCUUUCCUGCUGCUGGGCACCACGGCAAAUAGGAUGCAGUCCCUCAACUAUGGCUGCAUAGUGGAGAACCCCCAGACACAUGAGGUCCUGCACUAUGUGGAGAAGCCUAGCACUUUCGUGAGUGACAUCAUCAACUGCGGCAUCUACCUGUUCUCCCCCGAAGCUCUGAAACCCCUCCGGGAAGUCUUCCAGCGUAAUCAGCAAGAUGGGCACCUCUGCCUUUCUCCGGGGGAGGGAACAUCAGGCCUGUGGCCGGGAGCAGGCACCAUCCGCCUGGAGCAGGACGUGUUCUCAGCACUGGCUGGACAGGGCCAGAUCUAUGUGCACCUCACAGAUGGGGUCUGGAGCCAGAUCAAGUCUGCUGGCUCAGCCCUUUAUGCCUCCCGCCUCUAUCUGAGCCAGUACCAGUUGACCCAUCCAGAACGCCUUGCCAAGCACAGCCCGGAGGGCCCAUGGAUUCGAGGGAAUGUUUAUAUCCACCCAACGGCUAAGGUGGAUCCUUCAGCUGUGCUGGGCCCCAAUGUCUCCAUUGGGGAAGGCGUGGUUGUGGGUGAGGGGGUGCGGCUCCGAGAGACCAUCGUCCUCCAUGGGGCCAUGUUGCAGGAGCACACAUGUGUCCUGCACAGCAUUGUGGGCUGGGGGAGCACAGUGGGGCGCUGGGCCCGCGUGGAAGGUACCCCCAACGAUCCCAACCCCAAUGACCCUCGAGCCCACAUGGACAGUGAGAGCCUCUUCAAGGAUGGGAAACUUCUACCAGCCAUCACCAUUCUGGGCUGCCGCGUCCGGAUCCCUGCCGAGGUGCUCAUCCUGAACUCCAUUGUUCUGCCACACAAGGAGCUGAGCCGCAGCUUCACCAACCAGAUCAUCCUCUAAAGGGGGCUGCCUGCCUCAGGGCCCCCCCCCAACUCCUCUCUGUGAGGCUCUGCCUGCCUGCGGCCUCGGUCCAGAAAGGCCUGUGGGUAGCCAGGCAGGAUCUUUACCCGCUGGGAGCAAUGUGGGUGGCCAGGGGUCACCAGCCUUCCCUCUCCGCUCCCCAAUAAACCCCAAUGAACUUGGA